AUGGCUAAAUUCCAACUUUCCUUGCCGAUUAUUCCGGAUGAACUGCUACAAGAAAUCUUCCUGCGUAGUAGUGCCAAAGCUGUAGGGAGAUGUAUGUGCUUGAAUAAAUUCUGGCACCGACAGCUACGCCAACCAGAGACAUGCAUACACCACAUGCGAAGGCAGAAAGUGUUAGAUCAACAUGUUUUGUUUCAUGUUGGAUACUCACUACUGUUAAUGGGUUCAGAUUCACUGUAUAUAGUGAAUGCUGCUUCUGGAGAAGAAGUGAAUGUUCAGCAUCCUUUCGGAGUUGGCAUCCAUGGGUGGUUCCGCAUUCUGGGAGUGUUAAACGGGAACAUAUGUUUCAAGUUCUCCCGUGAACAAGACGACACAAGACUUUUGGUAUGGAAUCCGACAACACAAUGCUCUAGAGAAAUUUCUGACCCCCACAAGGACCACGGUAGAUCGUUUUUCCCAGUAUAUGGUUUCGGUCAUGUUCCAAACUCAGAUGCAUACACAGUCAUACAUAUGUGCAAAAGGGACAUAGCUGAUGCCUACGUUUUUUUCUCUAGAUAUUGUUCAAGGCGUUCUACAUGGUUUCACUGCGUUGAUUGUCUCCCUGGUGUAGAAAAAAUUGACCCUAACUCUGUUUUUAAUAAUGGUCACGCGUAUUGGAUAACUGGUACAGGAGAUAGCUAUGCUACACCCAAGUCUGUUUUAUGUUACAGUGUAGAAGAUGAAUCAUUUAGCGAGGUGUCUAUCCCUGUAGGUGCAAUAUAUACCGUUCACAAUUUACUAACCCACAAGGAAAAACUUGCACUCCUCGCUCAUACACACAACGAAUUUGGGUAUGUCGCAGCAAUUUGGCACUUGAAUGAAGACGCGGAUGGAAACAAAAUAUUAGAGCAGUACUGCAGGUUUGCGAGUCGAAGCAUCAGAGAAAAUCCAAUACUAUUCGUGGAUGAUAACCUACUUUUGUUGGUGAACAAUUCAAAGGAAAGAGAGUUACUCGUCAAUUACAGGUACAGAGAGCUUGUGUUGACAGAAUAUGACAUCGAACAUGGCACUAGAAAUCUAUUGGUGAGGAGAGCAUGGCGAUACCCAGAAACGCCACACCCGAUCACAGUAAGGUCUACACUCAAGUAUUUUGCAGGGAUGUUUCCUGUCUAG
This is a messenger RNA of Arachis ipaensis, 1149 nucleotides long. Its product is annotated as F-box/kelch-repeat protein At3g06240-like. Gene Ontology annotation, molecular function: protein binding. The record is from RefSeq and is a predicted model, not a curated record. NCBI's taxonomy places the organism in Eukaryota, Viridiplantae, Streptophyta, Magnoliopsida, Fabales, Fabaceae.